This is a messenger RNA of Psilocybe cubensis, 267 nucleotides long. RefSeq lists its product as uncharacterized. The transcript is spliced from 2 exons. NCBI's taxonomy places the organism in Eukaryota, Fungi, Basidiomycota, Agaricomycetes, Agaricales, Agrocybaceae. The record is from RefSeq and is a predicted model, not a curated record. The coding region runs from base 1 to 267 and encodes 88 amino acids.
AUGCUGCGUGUCAAGGCGUCGUUGUCCGUCGCCGGCGUCGACUUCCAGGUCGAUUCAACACUGUUAUGGGGCGGUCAAUCAAGAGUGGUACCCGACGAGCAAAACACGGAACAACUUACAUUUUCAACACCGGUCCGCCGCUGGCAGAGGCUUGUCGCUGUCGCAAACAGCUACGUGUCAACGCAUAUCCAUGUCGAACAGCGUAUUACUUACCUGCAAGUGUCCUACAAAACAUACACUCGUAUCCCGCGGCGUCUUGAUGGGUAG